Molecule: messenger RNA, 1622 nt
Organism: Aedes aegypti (yellow fever mosquito)
Lineage: Eukaryota; Metazoa; Arthropoda; Insecta; Diptera; Culicidae
Product: thiamine transporter 1-like
Exons: 2
Coding region: 238-1557 (439 amino acids)
Biological process (GO): transmembrane transport; vitamin transport
Cellular component (GO): plasma membrane
Molecular function (GO): vitamin transmembrane transporter activity
Source: RefSeq, a predicted model, not a curated record
AAAAACUCCAUGCAUUGUUUCAUUUCGUAACGACAUAAAAAAAACUCAUAUCGCAUACCCUUGAACUGCACACCACAUGUCUUCCCGCUGAAUGGAAGCUUAUCUCGCCUCUCACCGAUUGAGGGAAUAGAGGGAAACGUGAAUGCCUUCAGUACAAGAAAUGAUAGAGCACAGCUGAGGCAUUUGUUGGCCAGUGAUGCUCGUUUCGUGUGAUUAUUGACAUUUUUCUGGCAAAAGAUGGAAGGCUGGCAGCGUGUUUCGCUUAUUUUGUGCAUUUUCGGCUUCCUAAAGGAGUUCCGACCGAGUGAACCGUUCGUGUUUCAGUUUCUGACCGGUCCCUGGCACAACGUUACAGUAGAACAGGUAGUGCAAGAUGUGUUCCCCAUUGGGACGUAUUCGUAUGUGGCUCAGCUGGUGGUGGUGUUUUUGAUUACGGACUACUUUCGCUACAAACCGUUGAUCAUUGUGGCCGGGUUGGCCGGAACCGUGGUGUGGUCCUUGUUCGUGUGGACCAGUUCGCUGGCGGCGCUGCAAGUUCUGGAGGUGUUCUACGGGACUUAUAUGGCUGCGGAGAUUGCGUAUUGGACUUAUAUCUACGCGAAAGUGGACAGGAAGCACUACCAGAAGGUCACCUCGCAUAUCCGGUCGGCUACUCAGGCGGGAAGGUUUCUGGCGGCAACAACUUCACAGACGGUUAUCUACUUCGGUAUCACGGACUAUCUGGGACUGAAUUACAUUUCAUUAGGAGCUCAACUCGCCACUACGGUAUGGGCCUUUCUACUGCCUUCAGUCCCGGCAAGUAUGUACUUCCAUCAUCGGGAACCUCCACCGGACGAGGAAAUCGAACUCAAAUCAGGAAAUUCCGCACCCACUGUUCCCGAAACAACCUGCAGUCGAGCAACAAAACUCCUAUGGAGCCACUUCAAGUCCGCCUACACUUGCUUCACCGUUAUACGAUACAGCUUAUGGUACUCUCUAGCCGUGUGCUUCUACUACCAAAUCACGUCCUACGUACAAGCUCUAUGGUCCGAAAUAGGCGGACCGGACACCGUACUCUGGAACGGAGCAGUGGAAGCCAUACUGACCCUUAUGGGAUCCAUAGUUGCUUUCCUAGCCGGCUUCGUGCCGCAAAGAUUCCUCAAACUGCACACCACCAUCCUAGCCCUCUCGAUGAUCGCCAUCUUGGAAGGCUUCGGGUUGCUCAUGGCAACGAAAACCUCAAAUCUGACCGUGUCCUACGUCGGUUAUACCCUAUUCGGCAUCCUGCAUGCCUUCACCAUCACGCUCGUCAGCUCGGAGAUCGCCAAACACAUCUCCGAUGACAGUUUCGCGCUCAUUUUCGGCAUCAACACCAUGGUGGGAUUGGUGUCGCAAACCAUACUCACCAUAGCCGUGGUGGAUAGCGACGGGUGGUUCGCUUUGGACAUCCGCGGUCAGUUCACCGUGUACAGCUACAGCUUCGUCGCCAUCGGAGUGCUGUUCAUCGUGUUUCUCGCGAUCGAACUCUGUCGCGGGCCAACGAAGGUGAAAUCCAAUUCGUCCAUUAAUAGGGAAUAAGAUCUAAAUAAAUUUCUCCUUAAAGUUGCUCAAAUACAAAUACGGGUUAAGCAGCAAACAACGAA